AUGGCAAAGCUGCUUUACACAAUUUGGGCACUUUUGUUAAACAUUUUUGGGUUACCAAUUUUUCGAACGUGCUUCGCAAACGCCAUGGAAGACGAACAAUGCGAAUCCCUUCUCUUAGGGCCACCAUUUAGUUCAUUCUUCUUCAGUAUGGGAGUGUACAUCAUUAUUAUUAAUUCAACCCUAUUUCCACCAUUUUUCAAUAAGCCAAAAAUGGUUUUCCUAAUUUUGUAUGAGUUUCUAGCCACUGCAUUCUUUCUGGAAUUCGCGAUGGCCUGCAUUUGGACACCGAUCGACGUGCUUUUAUCCUCGACAUUGCCAUCGAAUCUUUGUCUCGUAAUAUUACAGUUACAUAAUUUAUAUACAACAAAAAUAGUACCUCAGAAAUUACAUAAAUGUGAAAGUUUAAGGCUUGGAUAA
Molecule: messenger RNA, 417 nt
Organism: Eufriesea mexicana
Lineage: Eukaryota; Metazoa; Arthropoda; Insecta; Hymenoptera; Apidae
Exons: 2
Coding region: 1-417 (138 amino acids)
Source: RefSeq, a predicted model, not a curated record